GUUGUGUUCUCAAUCGAUGAUGCCCAGUCUUUCGAGGAGGCAAAAAGAAUUGUCGAAGAAAUACAAGAAGAGAGGAUGAAGAAAGUGCCAAUUGUUCUCGUUGCGAACAAAUGUGAUCUUCAUGAAGACAUCAUGAAUUGGAAGGUGAAAGGAUCUCACCAGUACGCCUACACUCGUGCUAUUCCUAUUGUGGAGUGCAGUGCAAAACGUCAUUCAGAGGUAGAUGACGCAUUCAAAGAGCUUCUUGAAAGACUUCGAGAUGAGAACAGAAUAGGUAUCACCAAUAUGCGAAAGAGAAGGCAAUCUAUGCCUAGUACAAGAGCUUAUAGCGGUAUUGACGUGGCUGAUGUGGAAAAGCUGAAAAGCAAGCAGAAAUCGAAUUGUGUGAUCUCUUGA
Molecule: messenger RNA, 396 nt
Organism: Strongylus vulgaris
Lineage: Eukaryota; Metazoa; Nematoda; Chromadorea; Rhabditida; Strongylidae
Source: the annotation of a GenBank genome assembly